This is a messenger RNA of Apodemus sylvaticus (European woodmouse), 1550 nucleotides long. Its product is annotated as 5-hydroxytryptamine receptor 5B. The transcript is spliced from 2 exons. The record is from RefSeq and is a predicted model, not a curated record. Gene Ontology annotation, molecular function: G protein-coupled serotonin receptor activity. Gene Ontology annotation, cellular component: plasma membrane. Gene Ontology annotation, biological process: adenylate cyclase-activating adrenergic receptor signaling pathway. The coding region runs from base 1 to 1116 and encodes 371 amino acids. Lineage: Eukaryota; Metazoa; Chordata; Mammalia; Rodentia; Muridae.
AUGGAAGUCUCUAACCUCUCACGCGCCACCCCUGGCAUAGCCUUUCCUCCCGGACCCGCGAGCUGCAGUGACAGCCCAAGUUCGGGCUGGAGCAUGGGAUCCACCCCAGGCGGGCUCACCUUGUCCGGCCGCGAGCCGCCCCUCUCUGCCUUCACGGUGCUUGUGGUGACUCUGCUGGUGUUGCUGAUCGCUGCCACUUUCUUAUGGAAUCUGCUAGUUCUGGUGACUAUCCUUCGCGUCCGUGCCUUCCACCGCGUGCCACAUAACUUGGUGGCCUCCACGGCGGUCUCGGACGUCCUGGUGGCGGCUCUGGUGAUGCCACUGAGCCUGGUGAGCGAGUUGUCGGCUGGGCGACGUUGGCAGCUGGGCAGGAGUCUGUGCCACGUGUGGAUCUCCUUCGACGUGUUGUGCUGCACGGCCAGCAUCUGGAACGUGGCGGCCAUCGCCCUGGAUCGCUACUGGACUAUCACGCGCCACCUGCAGUACACGCUGCGCACCCGGCGGCGCGCUUCUGCGCUCAUGAUCGCGAUCACCUGGGCACUGUCGGCGCUCAUCGCGCUCGCCCCGCUGCUCUUCGGCUGGGGGGAAGCCUAUGAUGCUCGCCUGCAGCGUUGCCAGGUGAGCCAGGAGCCCUCCUAUGCGGUCUUCUCCACCUGCGGAGCCUUCUACCUGCCUCUGGCGGUGGUGCUCUUCGUCUACUGGAAGAUUUACAAAGCUGCCAAAUUUCGAUUCGGCCGCAGACGGCGGGCGGUGGUGCCCCUGCCUGCCACCACGCAGGCAAAGGAAGCAGCAGCUCAGGAGUCUGAGACAGUGUUCACCGCACGCUGCAGAGCGACAGUGACCUUCCAGACAAGCGGAGACUCGUGGCGCGAGCAGAAGGAGAAGCGAGCAGCCGUGAUGGUGGGGAUCUUGAUCGGCGUGUUUGUGCUUUGCUGGAUCCCCUUCUUCCUGACCGAGCUCAUCAGCCCGCUCUGUGCCUGCAGCCUGCCACCCAUCUGGAAAAGCAUAUUCCUGUGGCUUGGGUACUCAAAUUCCUUCUUCAACCCCUUGAUUUACACUGCCUUCAAUAAGAAUUACAACAACGCCUUCAAGAGCCUCUUUUCUAAGCAGAGAUAAGAAGGGGCGUCUUUCCACAGUCCACAGCCAGCUAAUGACACUCCAAAAAGUCAGAGCACUGGGCCUUGAAUGUUGAAGCGUUCUCAGGAAGGUUGACAACUGUUUGGCAAACAUGCUCGAUCAUACCUUCUACAGGAUGUAACAGACAUUACUCGUGAAUUGUACUACAUUUCUGCACUAGGCAGAAACCCUGCCAAACCCUAAAUGUAUUUUAGGGAUUACUGAUCAUUUGUUACACUCGACAUGUGGCAAAGUUGAUUUGCUUUUGCAUUAUUUAGUACUAGGUCCCUCAGAGAGGGUCUCUCAGGGCUUUCCUGAGACUGUCUCCCUGACAUAGCCACUCCUCCCAUUUCCUAUAAAACCCCCGUCCUGCUGAGGUUGGAGGCUCCUCUGCCUUCCCAUCCUACUGUGUCAAGGUAAUAAAGAGACCCUAA